UGCUUUCUUUUGUUUUUGAUUUUGGGUGAAACCAAACGGACCCAUAGCCACACACCAACCCGAAGAAACCCCGUUUCUCUCUUCUUAUAAAACCCCACUUUUCAUUCCUCUUUUCCCGCUUCCUCAACAAUAAACAACAACGUUUGACAUUGUUUUUACAUCACAUGGCUUCUUCCGCCGCCGCCGCCGCCACCACCUACGCCGCCGACCCCACAACCCCGAACACCACCUUCGUCCAAGCGGACCCGUCCAACUUCCGCGCCGUCGUCCAGAAACUCACCGGCGCCUCCGACGACCCGGCCGCCCCAAAACUGCCCCUCACACUUCCCUCGCGGCUGGCGGCCCAAUCUCCCCUGGUCGGCCCAAAAAGGCCCAACUUCAAGCUCCACGAGCGCCGCAACGCCGCCGCCAAAAACCUUGACCUCCCCGUCCUCAUGGUCUCCUCCAACAACGUGUCCCUUCUCCGAAACAGAACAUGCGAGAACCUCGUCAUGGCCUCCCCCGUUUCCCCACUCGAGAUGAUGCUGGCGCGUGGGAGCCCACGCACGCCGCACGAGGAAGAAGAAGAGAGAGCGAUUGCGGAAAAAGGAUUCUACUUGCACCCCUCCCCUCUCUCCACCCCCAGAGCCUCUCAACCUCCUGAACUAUUACCACUCUUCCCUCUGCAUUCUCCCACCGCCGCCGCCGCCGCCACCCACCACCACCACCACCUCAAUUAACCAUUUUUAUGAAUGAAUGAUUUGUUUAAUGUUGUGUUUGGAUAGGAGUAUGUAUAAAUGUAUGUAUGUACGAGUAUGGCGUGUGGUGUAUGUAUGUACGUAUGCGUGAAGAAACUUUGGUUGGGUAGUUUAGAUGCUGAUACGGUUUCUUAAUGCACUUUGUUUUUCCUUUUUAAGGAGAAUUCCACAGUGCACUUUUUAAGAAACUCUGCAAUUAAUGCUUUAAUCCAAAACUAUACGGCUCAAUAA
Messenger RNA from Vigna unguiculata (cowpea), 968 nucleotides. Its product is annotated as VQ motif-containing protein. Lineage: Eukaryota; Viridiplantae; Streptophyta; Magnoliopsida; Fabales; Fabaceae. The record is from RefSeq and is a predicted model, not a curated record.